GGUUGACAUAUAAAAAGAAACUAUAUGCAAAAAAAACACAAAAUAGCAAUUCUUUAGAAGCACUAGAAAUCACACAGACUGGGCCAAUCUUUAAUACAUUUUCCAUUUUCCAUACAAACCCAUUUUUUAUCAGACCUCCCCCUUUUGUAUUCCCAGCAUUUUAUUAUAAUGGUGGCUUAAGUUGACCUUGACACAAAAAAAUUACAUGAUUUUGGUGCCAAGCUUUUUUCAAUUCAAUUCAGUUUUUUUUUUGUAGAGGGCUUUUAAAAAUGAACAUUGUCUCCCAAAAAGCUUUACAGAGAUAACGCGGUUAGAAAGUGUUAUAAACGAGUGUACGUUUUAUUGGCUAUAAGUUUGUUGAUUAUAAUUGUAUGUUUAUCCUUAAUGAGCAAGCCAGUGGCAACCGAAGCGAAGGGAAAAACUCCCUGGGAUGGCAUGAGGAAGAAAUCUUGAGAGACAUCAGACUCAUCCUUAUCUGGGUGGCACUGAAUGAUCAUUCAUUACAGUUCCAUCGUUGUUGAGUUGCGCUGUGAUGGCCGCUGAAAAGCAAAACUCUACCUCUCACACGCUGUUCCACCACAACAUGAUACCACAAAUGCCUCUGUUUGGCAACGCAUUUAGCCCCAAGAAAACACCACCCCGAAAAUCAGUAUCUCUCUCUAGCCUUUAUACAUUGGAUCGAUCCACUCGGGAGAUUGAGUUAGGACUGGAGUAUGGAGCUCCUAUGAUGAACAUUGGAGGUCAGAGCUUGAAAUUUGAAGAUGGACAGUGGAUCACAGAGUCAGGACCUUUAAUGUCCAGUAAAGAGGUGCAGAAGCUGAAGAAGAGGAAUCUGCAGUUAGAAGAAGAAAACAAUCUUCUAAAGCUUAAGAUUAAACUUUUUAUAGAUAUGCUCUUGGAAACCACAGUUGAGUCACAUCUAAUGCAGAAAGAAUUAGAAGACAUUAAGAGACACUACAUACACAGGAAGUAAUGCGGAGCAUGGAUUUCAGAUUAUUGUGUUUUGUAUACAACAUUUCUGUUUUUCUUCAUAGAAAUAAUGUGCCAUAUUAUUCAAAUACAACACUUCUUG
Molecule: messenger RNA, 1072 nt
Organism: Silurus meridionalis
Lineage: Eukaryota; Metazoa; Chordata; Actinopteri; Siluriformes; Siluridae
Product: protein chibby homolog 1-like
Exons: 5
Coding region: 533-973 (146 amino acids)
Source: RefSeq, a predicted model, not a curated record